Molecule: messenger RNA, 3509 nt
Organism: Callithrix jacchus (white-tufted-ear marmoset)
Lineage: Eukaryota; Metazoa; Chordata; Mammalia; Primates; Cebidae
Gene: ARHGAP24
Product: Rho GTPase activating protein 24
Biological process (GO): wound healing, spreading of epidermal cells; signal transduction; negative regulation of ruffle assembly
Cellular component (GO): focal adhesion
Molecular function (GO): GTPase activator activity
Source: RefSeq, a predicted model, not a curated record
GGGGUUUGGUUUGGUGCCCUGUGAUUUCUGGAGAGGCUGAGCCAGCCAGCUGUAAAAAUGCUACACAAGACAAGAGCUGGUAAGUCAACACAAAGUCAAAAGCAAAAGAAAGGGGUUCACACCGCAGUGUGGCAGGCAUUCUCCCUCCUCCCCUCAUCCUGUUGUGACUGCACCUGCUGCAUGUGACCGGCGGGCACUGGAGGCAGCCGCAGCCACAGCCUUGCCAGUUCCUUCUCGGCUCUCAUUGAGAAAAGGGGAGAUGGAGCAGGAGGAGAGGGAGGAGACACUCUCUGCAAAGCUGCCUCCCCUGCCCCCGAAGAUCGAAGGAGCCUCCUGGAAUGGGCAUUCGACUGUUCUGAUGUGGUGAUUCCCCCGGGAGUUUGAAGACAGAAGGGAAAAGGGAGAAGCCUGCAGAGAGCAUCAAAGGAUGAGGGGUGCUAUAAAAGGAGCAGGGGAGUCCUUUGAAAGAAAUCCAUCAUGCACUGAAAUGCUUUCUGGAGAAGGUGCCAUUAUUUUCCUCCCCUCUUGCUCAGAUGAAAGGAGCCAGCAAGGAGAGUCCUGAAAUAUUCCUCAGGGGCCUUUUUGUCAUUGUUCCUCUUUCCUUUUGCACAGGGCUAUUUGCUGACCUUUCCAGAGGAAUCUCAGUCCAGCUGAGAAGACAGUUCUUAAUAAAAAAAAAAAAAUACAAAAACCAAUUCCUGCUGUCUGAAUGGGAAUGGUAGCUUGCUUGCUGCAGUUCUUUUCCUGUGGCAUUUUGGAAUGUCUGCAGAAACUCAAAAAAAAAAAAAACCAAAAAACCAAAACCUUAAAAACUCCCUGGAUUAGGCAAGAGAAAAGGAAGUUUUUUGCCAAAAAGGAGUAAAUGAGAGGUAGUAACUUAUUCCUAAGCCAGGACCUGGAUGAUCAAAACCUUCGAGUUCUAGGAAUCAGCACUUCAAAAAUAAUAAAUAAACAAGCAUGAGGAGUGGCUGCAGGGUUUUGCUCAGAGGCAGAUUUUAAAGGAAGCCAAAACCGGGUUCAGAACUUCGGGCCUGUAUGAUGCCUGAAGACCGGAAUUCUGGGGGACGCCCCGCUGGUGCCUUAGCCUCAACUCCUUUCAUCCCUAAAACUACAUACAGAAGAAUCAAACGGUGUUUUAGUUUUCGGAAAGGCAUUUUUGGACAGAAACUGGAGGAUACUGUUCGUUAUGAGAAGAGAUAUGGGAACCGUCUGGCUCCAAUGUUGGUGGAGCAGUGCGUGGACUUUAUCAGACAAAGGGGGCUGAAAGAAGAGGGUCUCUUUCGACUGCCGGGCCAGGCUAAUCUCGUUAAGGAGCUUCAAGAUGCCUUUGACUGUGGGGAGAAGCCAUCAUUUGACAGCAACACAGAUGUACACACGGUGGCAUCACUUCUUAAGCUGUAUCUCCGAGAACUUCCAGAACCAGUUAUUCCUUAUGCGAAGUAUGAAGAUUUUUUGUCAUGUGCCAAACUGCUCAGCAAGGAAGAGGAAGCAGGUGUUAAGGAAUUAGCAAAGCAGGUGAAGAGUUUGCCAGUGGUAAAUUACAACCUCCUCAAGUAUAUUUGCAGGUUCUUGGAUGAAGUACAGUCCUAUUCGGGAAUUAACAAAAUGAGUGUGCAGAACUUGGCAACUGUCUUUGGUCCUAAUAUCCUGCGCCCCAAAGUAGAAGAUCCUUUGACUAUCAUGGAGGGCACUGUGGUGGUCCAGCAGUUGAUGUCAGUGAUGAUUAGCAAACAUGACUGCCUCUUUCCCAAAGACGCAGAACUACAGAGCAAGCCCCAAGAUGGAGUUAGCAACAACAAUAAUGAAAUUCAAAAGAAAGCCACCAUGGGGCAGUUACAGAACAAGGAGAACAAUAACACCAAGGACAGCCCUGGUAGGCGGUGCUCCUGGGACAAGUCUGAGUCACCCCAGAGAAGCAGCAUGGACAAUGGAUCCCCCACUGCUCUAUCAGGCAGCAAAACCAACAGCCCAAGGAGCAGCGUUCACAAGCUAGAUGUGUCCAGAAGCCCCCCUCUCAUGGUCAAAAAGAACCCAGCUUUUAAUAAGGGUAGUGGGAUAGUUACCAAUGGGUCCUUCAGCAGCAGCAAUGCAGAAGGUCUUGAGAAAACCCAAAUCACCCCCAAUGGGAGCCUACAAGCCAGAAGGAACUCUUCACUGAAGGGAUCUGGUACCAAAAUGGGCACACACAGUGUACAGAAUGGAACAGUGCGCAUGGGCAUUUUGACCAGCGACACACUCGGGAAUCCCGCAAAUGGUCGAAACAUGAGCUGGCUGCCAAAUGGCUAUGUGACCCUGAGGGAUAACAAGCAGAAAGAACAAGCUGGAGAGUCAGGCCAGCACAACAGACUGUCCACCUAUGAUAACGUCCAUCAACAGUUCUCCAUGAUGAACCUUGAUGACAAGCAGAGCAUCGACAGCGCCACCUGGUCCACUUCCUCCUGUGAAAUCUCCCUCCCCGAGAACUCCAACUCUUGUCGCUCUUCCACCACCACCUGCCCAGAGCAAGACUUUUAUGGGGGGAACUUUGAGGACCCUGUUUUGGAUGGGCCUCCACAGGAUGACCUCUCCCACCCCAGGGACUAUGAAAGCAAAAGUGACCACAGGAGUGUAGGAGGUCGAAGUAGUCGUGCCACCAGCAGCAGUGACAACAGUGAGACAUUUGUUGGUAACAGCAGCAGCAACCACAGUGCACUGCACAGUUUAGUUUCCAGCCUGAAACAGGAAAUGACCAAACAGAAGAUAGAGUAUGAGUCCAGGAUAAAGAGCUUAGAACAGCGAAACUUGACUUUGGAAACAGAAAUGAUGAACCUCCAUGAUGAACUGGAUCAGGAGCGAAAAAAGUUCACAAUGAUAGAAAUAAAAAUGCGAAAUGCCGAGCGAGCAAAAGAAGAUGCCGAGAAAAGAAAUGACAUGCUACAGAAAGAAAUGGAGCAGUUUUUCUCCACGUUUGGAGAGCUGACUGUGGAACCCAGGAGAACCGAGAGAGGAAACACAAUAUGGAUCCAGUGAGCCUGCUUCCUCCUGCUGUCUCUGAUGGCUCUGGGAAGGACUCCAGAGAUUCUGGGGGGAGAUGACUUAGAACCAGGUGGCUGGUCACCUGGAUGUACAGAGGUCUAACUGGUGAAGGAAUAUCAUUUACAGACAUUAGCCAUCCAUAUCUGCAAUGUGUACCAAAGUUAUAUCAUGCCCCAUAAUGCUACUGUCAAGUGUUACAACUGGAUAUGUGUAUAUAGAGUAGUUUUUCAAAAGUAAACUAAAAAAUGAGAAGCAUAUUUCAAGAAUUAUUUUAUUGUAAGUCUUGUAUUUAAAAUGUUAAAUCAAUAUGUUGCUGCAAUUUAGCUUGCUUUCAAGCUUCACCCCUUGCACUUAACAUAAGCUAUUUUUGGCAUUGUGUUAUCAUCAGCUUAUUUUAUAGAUCAAUAUUUUUAUUUCCCUUUUUGCUGAGGAAAUGAAGAUAAGCAAAAAUAUAAAUAUAUAUAAAUAUAUGAGUUAUUAAAAUAAAAAGAAUA